AUGUUUUUUUGUCAAUUACCGGAAAAGAAAAGAAUAAAUUUAAGUUUCACAGAUGUAACAUUUCAAGUUCAAGAAAAAUCAAAACCAAAAACCAUAUUAAAUAACAUAAGUGGCGAAUUUUGUGCGGGAGAAUUGUCCGUCAUCAUUGGAUCCUCGGGAUGUGGAAAAACGACACUAUUAAAUAUUAUAGCCGGCUAUAGAAUCCAUACAAAAGAUGGUGACUUUCAAAUUAAUGGAAAUAACUUUGACACAAAAGGGUUACACCAGAUGACAAGAUAUGUGUUUCAGGAGAAUAGUAUUGUUCCAUGUUUUACAGUUUUUGAAACUAUGAUGUUUGCAUCCAAUUUGAAACUGCUUACUAAAUGCAGUGAAAAGCAACGACGAAGUUUUGUUUUUGAAAUUCUAGAUAUACUACAAAUGCGUGAACAAGCCAAUACAACAGUUGCUAACUUGUCCGGUGGUCAAAGGAAAAGAGUCAGUAUUGCUUUGGAGUUGAUUGAAAGCCCCUCAGUGUUGCUACUGGAUGAACCAACAACUGGUUUGGACGAAUUUUCAUCUUCACAGUGCUUAGGAAUAUUGAAAAAGUUGGCCAAUUGUGGACACACAGUUAUUUGUUCUCUUCAUUGUCCAUCCGCCAGACAAUCUCAAAUGUUCGACAAACUAUAUGUAAUGUCCCAAGGCGAAUGUAUUUACCAAGGAGGCGUAAAUCGUGUGCUGUCUUAUUUGGAGGAAUUCGAUUUAUUUUGUCCUGUAACGCAUAACCCAAUAGAUUUCAUUAUCGAUGUUUCUACCAAAGCCUAUGGUGAUUUUCAAACUGAAAUGGUCACAAAAAUUGACAAUGGUACAAUUUCUAAAUGGUUGCCAAAAUUGUCAAACACCCAACGAACAGUAUCUGGGAUCUCUAAAGAAAACGUUGGCUGUCAUAAACACGAAAUUCCUAAAUCAUUUAAAACCAAUCGUGCCAAUUGUUCCCGGUGUCAGGAGUUUAAGCUGAUAUUCAUGCGCUUCUUACAGCAAAUGUGGAGGGAAAAGGUGAACUUCAGAUUGAGGUUCUUUACUCACAUUAUUUGUGCCAUUACGAUUGGUUUCGUCUUUUAUGAGGUGCCUCGAAAUGCCCAGUAUAGCAUUUAUAAUUACUUCUUUGCUGUCGUUUACAUCACUGCCUUGGCAUUUUUAGGCACAAGUCCUAUGCUUGCAACAGGUAGGCUGAAAAUAUUGCCCAUAGCGUAA
Molecule: messenger RNA, 1230 nt
Organism: Stomoxys calcitrans (stable fly)
Lineage: Eukaryota; Metazoa; Arthropoda; Insecta; Diptera; Muscidae
Product: ATP-binding cassette subfamily G member 4-like
Exons: 6
Coding region: 1-1230 (409 amino acids)
Cellular component (GO): plasma membrane
Molecular function (GO): ATP binding; ATP hydrolysis activity; ABC-type transporter activity
Source: RefSeq, a predicted model, not a curated record